GCGGCAGGAGGUGGGUGGAGUGUUUAAUCUUUUUUAAGUCUCUUCUCUACUCUGUGUCAGACUUAUUCCUUCAUUCCUCUCACACUCUCUUCUCCUCCUCCUCCACCACCCGCGUUUUGGGAAACCAGAAGAGAGCACCCGCGUUUCUCAUCCACCCACGUCGCUGGCCAAGAAACACGAAGGCAGAGUGCAGGCCAUUCACGGCGUCUCCUUUCUCCUCCACCGUGACAUCCACCACGUCGCUGGCAGGGGCAGCAGCGCCACCAUCGGACUGCGAUUGACGAACGAUUUCAACCGCCACGACCACCACGAACACAGGUUUGUUUGUAAUUUGCGUUCUGGUUCCCUUUUCUUUCAAUUUGUAACCUAAAUUUAUGAUUUUCGUAACCCUAAAAUUGGUUUCCUGUAAUUGGAAGUUGUGGUGUAUGUGUGGUUGUUGUUGCUGCGAUUUGUCCUUGUUUGGAUUGGACCCAUUCUGUGAAUCAUAAUUGUUGUGCUGUUGUUGGUUAAAUUUUCCCCCAAUUUCAAUUUCGUAGUUGGUGUGGUGGUGAUGUUCAUUUCUUUUUUUCUUGUUUUUCUAGUGUUACUAUUUUUUAUCUGACUGUGUGAUAGGCUGAUAGUUGUGGUGGUUGUUUUCUUUGUUUGUCUGUUUAUCUGUAAUCAUGUUGGAGAUAUGUGGAGAACAUGUAUUUCAUCGUUGCACUGUGAUCAAAUAAAUACUGCCACUGUUUCAUAUUGUUCUAUCAUCCUUGAGACAAAAAUAUGUUCUUCAUUAAUGAUUGAAUUAUAUGAUAGAAAGUACCAAGUUGCAAAGUUGUAUGUGCCGUGUUUGCAAAGCUGGGAUUGAGUUGUUUGGCAUUAACUUAAACUGAAAUUUGCUUAUACACUGCAGUAUAUUUGAUGUAGAACUAUAAUGCCACCUCCUUUUUAACUGUUCUGAACUCUAAUUUGUUUGAGGCAUCUCUACCGGGGUUUGAUGAUGGGGAGAUUUCAGAAGAUGCUCCUAUUGAUUUGGAGGGUUUAUUUAGAUGCUUCUGCAGCACAUGUUGCCAAACAAAUUAUACAACCUCUCAUCCAUAAUUAAUGCUUCUGUUUUUUUUUAUGUAACUGUUUGCACUUUGGUAAUGCUCCAUGCCUAAAGUACUCUAAUUCAGACUUGUUAUUGAUGUUGCAACAGUGUCUUGAUGACUUGCAGAGAGCAAAAUGUCAUUUAUAUAUAUUGUAGGGUUGUUUGUUUUGUGAUCAGUUAUAUUAUAUACUGCAGGGUUGUUUUUGUUGCAAUAAUUUUGUUGAAAUCUGAUUUUGGACUGAAAAUGUAACAUAUGGAAAAAAGCCCGCGGGCCAGCCCGCCAGCUUGCGGGCCGGGUUCAAAAGUGUAACCCGUUUCACCCUUGCGGGCCAGCCCGGCCCGGCCCGUAUAAAUCGGGCCAAAAUCGGGCCGGGUCAACACCUUCACGUUCUCUCCAGUUCCACCCUGCUCGUGGCCCCAUUCUCGAUCUCUUUAACCUCUACUUAGGACUCGGCGUAUUUUCUCUUCUACUCUUCUUCGUUUUCUUCUUCUUCUACUACUACUACUACUACUACUACUACUUCUUCUUUUCUUUCUUGAUGCUUCUCCUUUCAUUUUCACAGCGAAAUAGCCGCAACAAACCCGAAGAGUCACUUCGUGAACCACCAUUCUCCCUCACCAUAACCCCUCUCUGUACUACCAAAAAUUUUCUCUCCGACCAAUCAGUCACGUGACCACACAUUACCUCUUCCACAAUUCCAUGAGGUUUGUAUUGGUGGCAGCUGCAUGAGUCAACCUGGUAUUUAGUUGGGUGUUCAACGCGGUUUAAGGUGGUUAGACAAAGUGUUGUGGUUGUGUUGUUGUUUACAUGGAGAGAAUGAACAGUGGGGGUUCUUCAAUCAGAAGACGUUCAUUAAGCAUAUCAAGUCACGUAAGCUAUCAUACAGAUAAUGAUGGUGAGAAUGAGAGUGUUUCAGAGGCUGGAGACAUUGGAGAUCGAGCUCUUAGAAGCAAGAGGUUUAGUGAGAGCAACAGUUUCCGUUUGUCCUUUGACAACAGGUCAGAGAAAGAAGCUGUCGUUUCCAUUCCAGAGGAACACAGAUCGCAUCCCAAUUCCUCUGUUAGGCCUUUGCCUCCUGCUUUCACAUCCCUUUCCCCUCUUUCCACUGAUGGAAUUGUACGUUCUGAAGACAUAGAACAUGACCUUCCUAAAGGUUUGCCAGAGUUCCUGGACUAUACUUCAUGUUUGGUUCAUUUAGCGGUUUUUGGAAUUCUUGGGGUCUUAACGAGAUAUUUACUGCAGAAGUUAUUUGGCCCUAGGGUUGCCCAUGUGACAAGCGACCAAACCAUUCUUUAUGUUGAUCUUCCUGCUAAUAUGAUUGGUUCGUUUCUUAUGGGUUGGUUUGGUGUGGUAUUCAAAGGAGACAUAUCUCAAGUGUCAGAGCAUCUAGCUAUAGCAAUAACAACUGGUUACUUAGGAAGCCUUACAACCUUCAGUGGUUGGAAUCAAAAAAUGCUUGAACUCAGUGUUUCCGGGCAUUGGCUCUUCGCUUCACUUGGCUUUCUUUUAGGUUUAUUUCUCGUUGCAUAUUCCAUCCAAUUUGGGAUUGAAACAGCCAAGGGUUUUAGGUGGCUCCUCCACCGGCUGGGUAUUAGUUUGGAAAAAGAUGUUAAUAAGAUGAACUGCAAAGUAGACAGCUACCGUCGUCAGUUGAUAGUUAUGGUGAUGUUCUUGGUUAUAUUAGGCAUAUUGUGGGGUGUGAGUGGUGCAUUAGUAAAGGCUGAGUUCAAGCACGGUGGUAAUGCUGCACAAUUAUGGUUUGCUUGCAUGGUUGGACCCAUGGGUGUGUGGAUUAGAUGGUUCUUAGCAAGGUUAAACGGGCGUGGAUUGGGAAAGGAAGGGUUGUUUAAAUGGAUUCCAUUCGGGACUUUAAUUGCCAAUGUAUUAGCAGCUUGUAUUAUGGCUGCACUUUCCACUGUGAAGAACGCUGUGAAGACCAGAGAUUGUGAUACUGUUGUAGCAGGAAUACAGUUUGGCCUAAUGGGGUGCUUGAGCACUGUCUCUACUUUUGCUGCUGAGUUUAAUGCAAUGAGAGAAAGCAAUCAUCCCUGGAGAGCCUAUACCUAUGCCGUUAUUACAGUUUGUGUUUCAUUCUCAUUGGGAAUACUAAUAUACUGCAUCCCUGUCUGGACAAAGGGGUUUGACAUUGACACGUAGAAAUUGAAUAAGGCAAACUUGUUUAGGCAACCGCUUUUUUUUUGCCGAGAAUGUGUUGGCAGUUCAGAGAAGCAGAGUAAUGUGUCUAUACUAUUCUUCAUAGUGAGUUCUGUCAAUAUUAUGAUUAGCUGUCAAACGGGAAUUUCAGCUGAUAGAUCACGUCUUAGAUGUCAUUUCUUGAUGUAAAAAAGCGAACAGAGGAAGUGUGAAAACGUUUCAAUCGUGUAAUAAAUUCAUCAUUAACAUGAGUUUUCACAAAAAUUGUGGUAUUGUAGGAGUGAAUACAGCUGAAUGGAAGGUUUUCAUGCA
This is a messenger RNA of Vigna unguiculata (cowpea), 3536 nucleotides long. RefSeq names its product fluoride export protein 1-like. Gene Ontology annotation, cellular component: plasma membrane. The record is from RefSeq and is a predicted model, not a curated record. Gene Ontology annotation, biological process: fluoride transmembrane transport. NCBI's taxonomy places the organism in Eukaryota, Viridiplantae, Streptophyta, Magnoliopsida, Fabales, Fabaceae. Gene Ontology annotation, molecular function: fluoride transmembrane transporter activity.